GAUCAGAGCAGAGAGGCAGUCUGAUGUUUAAACUGUUGCACACAGAAGGUCUCUGCUGACAGUUCACCACCGGAGCUUCAUCUGAGAGGACUACUUUAUUUAUCACUGCAAUCUGGGAAGCAAAAUGAAGCGAAGCCACAACUACAGCUCAUCGGAAAGCGACCUGGAUGACAAUGUUGAGGUGGAGAAGGACAGUGGUGACGAAAAUGGUCAACUUGAUUCUCACGGCUCGAUGUCACCCUCCACAACCACCCAAGUUCAAGCCAGGAAAAGGCGCAGAGGGAUUAUUGAGAAAAGGAGACGUGACCGCAUCAAUAAUAGUCUGUCAGAGUUGAGAAGACUGGUGCCAAGUGCUUUUGAGAAACAGGGAUCAGCUAAAUUGGAAAAAGCAGAAAUUUUGCAAAUGACUGUGGACCAUUUGAAGAUGCUUCAUGCAUCUGGUGGCAAAGGUUUCUUUGAGGCUCAUGCUCUUGCUAAGGAUUACCGCAGCCUGGGCUUCAGGGAGUGUCUGGCAGAGACAGCUCGCUACCUGAGCAUCAUAGAGGGUCGGGACGGUGCGGACCCCCUCCGCGUACGUUUGGUGUCCCACCUCAGCAGCUACGCCUCUCAGAGGGAGGUGCACACUGGACUGGAACACUUAGCCUGGGGCUCUGCCUACGGUGCUGGUCCUGCUCAUCUCCCCCACCCCCUCCUCCUACAACACCCCCAGGGCAGGACACCUGCAUCCAGGAGCAAAAGUAGCCCACCCUCCUCCUCCUCCGCCUCCUCUUCUUCCUCUACAUCUUCCUCCCCCUCCACUGAGGCAUCUGGGACAUCCAGACUCGUCGUCAUGCCCCCCGCAGAGACCCUCAGGGUGCCUCACAACGGCUCGCUGGCCCUCAGUCUGUCUGUGCCAACAUCCAAGCUUUCGCCACCACUCCUGUCAUCCCUCUCCUCGCUGUCGGCCUUCCCCCUCUCCUUCGGUGCUUUCCCUCUGGUGUCCCCGGCGGCCCUCGGCACAGUGAGCCCCUCCUCCACCCUGUCAAAGCCUUACAGGCCGUGGGGCACAGAGAUUGGGGCCUUCUGAAGCUAACAACUGGACUGAAGGCAACAGCUGAGCUGUGCCCACCACCGCAGGACAACCUGACUCUGUUUCUAUAGCAAUAAAACAGGGGAAACAAAGCAAACUGACUUUAUUUUAUUAAAUAUAAAGAAUAAGUGGGAGAGGUCGCCCUCAGUAUGUCGUAAUCUAAAGAGAGGAAAUGAUUUUAUGUUAUUCAUUGACUAAUUUAGUUAACAUGCACUGUCUCUAUAGGUUGAGGAUAUGACAUAUGGGCCAUGAAUAGAUUUACUGUAAGACACACAAAUAUAGAGGUUAUAUUUUAUAGACCACAUACUGGAACUUCUACAGUUGUCGAGCAUGGGAUGUCUGUUUUUAACAUAAUGUAGAGUUACUUAAUUCGGCCUGUUUCUCUAGUGUUAUCAGUUGAAAUGAAUAAGCAUAUUAUAUGUGCCAUUGUUGGAAAACUAACCACUUGAGAAUUAGAAACUUGCAUUCUUGUAUCUAUUUGUGAUAUUUUUGUACCAAUAAAUUGACUUAAAAGUAUAAAACGUGGAUUUAAACCAAA
Messenger RNA from Sebastes umbrosus (honeycomb rockfish), 1607 nucleotides. RefSeq names its product hairy/enhancer-of-split related with YRPW motif protein 1-like. Gene Ontology annotation, cellular component: nucleus. The transcript has 5 exons. The coding region runs from base 125 to 1066 and encodes 313 amino acids. NCBI's taxonomy places the organism in Eukaryota, Metazoa, Chordata, Actinopteri, Perciformes, Sebastidae. Gene Ontology annotation, biological process: regulation of transcription by RNA polymerase II; regulation of neurogenesis; anterior/posterior pattern specification. Gene Ontology annotation, molecular function: protein dimerization activity; RNA polymerase II cis-regulatory region sequence-specific DNA binding; DNA-binding transcription factor activity, RNA polymerase II-specific. The record is from RefSeq and is a predicted model, not a curated record.